Amphibalanus amphitrite is the source of this 1522-nucleotide messenger RNA. Its product is annotated as zinc finger matrin-type protein 2-like. Gene Ontology annotation, biological process: mRNA splicing, via spliceosome. The record is from RefSeq and is a predicted model, not a curated record. Gene Ontology annotation, cellular component: U4/U6 x U5 tri-snRNP complex; spliceosomal complex. The coding region runs from base 160 to 762 and encodes 200 amino acids. The transcript has 6 exons. NCBI's taxonomy places the organism in Eukaryota, Metazoa, Arthropoda, Thecostraca, Balanomorpha, Balanidae. Gene Ontology annotation, molecular function: zinc ion binding; nucleic acid binding.
UCAUUACAAUUAUAGAGUUCAGUGGGUUAAUUUGCUACCUUAAUUAUUGAAAAAAAUCGUCAGUGGAAGAGCAGGAAUCAUAAUUUUGUCCAAAUAACCAGUUGUAUUGAUCUGUAAGUGAUAUACUGGUAUACAGCACAUAUUUUGUAACAAGUAACAAUGGCUUCUUCAAGUAAGCAGCCUGAGGACCACCGUCGCAAGUGGGACCGUGACGAGUAUGAGGCGAUUGCGGCGCGCCGGCUGCAGGAGGAGGAGGCCAAGCGCGAGGCGGCCGACCAGAAGGGGCCGCCCGUGCAGCGCGAGCUGCUCCGCCAGCGCGAGUACAAGGUCGACCUGGACAGUCGGCUCGGCAAGAGCGUGGUCAUCACCAAGACCACUCCGGCCGCCCAGUCCGGCGGGUACUAUUGCAACGUGUGCGAUUGCGUAGUCAAGGACUCCAUCAACUUCCUUGAUCACAUCAAUGGAAAGAAACAUCAGCGCAAUCUGGGUAUGUCGAUGCGAGUGGAACGGUCCUCACUAGAUCAAGUCAAAAAGAGAUUCGAGAUGAACAAGCGGAAACGCGAAGAGCAGAAGAAAGAAUACGACAUGGAGGAGCGAUUGAACGAAAUCAGAGAAGAGGAGGAGAAGCAGAAGGAGUACCGACGCGACCGGCGGAAGGACAAGAAGAGGAAGACGGCUGACCCGGUGGACGACGAGCCCGUCGACCCGGCGCUGGCCGCCAUGAUGGGAUUCUCCGGGUUCGGCGGCGCCAAGAAAAAGUGAUCGGCUCUGACGAAGGUCAGUGUACACUACCCUGGAGCGACCCCCGUGACCCGAGUCUACCAUGGCCGUCCAUUAGCCGCCAUGGGACUGACCAUGCAGUAAAAAGAUUGCUGCAAACGGGCCGAGCGGCUUGUCACAGACUUCGCACCGUCCGAACUUGUGAGUGUGAAGUACUUUCUUCACCGGGCGUGAAGAACUUUCUUCACGUCAUGACCUAUUCUGAGGUUAGGCGUGUUGCACCUCUGGGGGCAGCCGAACAAGGCUGAAACUCUUCCUCGGGGGACUAAGUGACGUAACACAUAGACGCCUCACGUUUGACGUUUGCCGAUGCUGUGUGGUCACUGUGGUGAGUACAAGCCUGUCGAUGGGGUGAGGGGGUGAGAGGGUGAGAGGAGGCAGGUCUGGUGUAAACGCUCACUGUGGCUCGGUAUUUAUAGGAGCCGCCGAACGCAUUCUCAUGCAUGUGUGCGACGGGGGCUCAGCGGGUGUGUCCUCUGCGUAAGAUAUCUGAAUGUCGCGGGGCUGGCUGAGGCGUGGUCACACGUGUGGAUGUGUGCCGACGCCUGGAUGUGUUUCGUGUCUGCAGGCGGCACCUGGUGAACGUAGAGCUGGAUCGUUUAUGGACAAUUUCCAUGUAACAAUGUAACUGACAUCCCUGUGUGCAAAACGAUUUGGUCCCACCCGGUUAUCUUUGUUGGCUCGUGUUCAUAUGUGUACUUAACUGCUGCGCUCUUUUGUGGAAAAAUAUGCCUUGAGAUGG